This is a messenger RNA of Drosophila ficusphila, 860 nucleotides long. RefSeq names its product probable 39S ribosomal protein L24, mitochondrial (gene mRpL24). The coding region runs from base 75 to 818 and encodes 247 amino acids. The record is from RefSeq and is a predicted model, not a curated record. The transcript is spliced from 4 exons. Gene Ontology annotation, molecular function: structural constituent of ribosome; RNA binding. Gene Ontology annotation, biological process: translation. Gene Ontology annotation, cellular component: ribosome; mitochondrion. Lineage: Eukaryota; Metazoa; Arthropoda; Insecta; Diptera; Drosophilidae.
CAACUUAAAACAGCUGAUUGCAAGCCGCAUUUAAUUUCUUUAGAUUUUGUUAGUUGUUUAAUUAAGCUUACACAAUGCGUAUAACCCAGUUUUUAGCCAGUAAAUUAAAGAACUUUUCCAAUUUGCCUAAGGAAUACAUCGAGCGCAGCAAAAAGCAGGUGUACUGGCAAACUCCUAAGGAGCUUAAUUACCUGCCCCGGACAGUGGAACGCAAGCGUUUCCGCUACACCACUAACCGCCCAUGGACGGGACAAUUUCGGCAACAAAAUAUGCCCGGAACAGUGCGUCGCAAGGUCCUCGUGGAACCAAUUGAGGAGUGGAGCUUCUUCCGCGGCGACCGCAUCGAGGUUCUGGUUGGCAAGGAUAAGGGCAAACAGGGUAUUGUCACCCAAGUGAUUCCCGAGCGUAACUGGGUCAUUGUGGAGGGCCUCAACUGGCACUACCGAAAGGUGGGCGGUGAAAAGGAGUUCCCCGGCAUCAUAAUUAAGUCCGAGUCACCGUUGAACGUAACCAAGGAUAUUCGUCUUGUUGAUCCCUCCGAUCUGCAGGGCACAGAUUUUGAAUGGCGCUUUACGGAGGAGGGCGAAAAGGUGCGCGUUUCUUUGCGAUCGGGCAGAAUCAUCCCAGUACCAGAAACAAACAACCAAACCCACGACUACAAAACGCCAAAUGCUUAUAUCGAAAGGGAAAAGGAUACACCAGGAGCUGUGGUGGGUGAGAUCACCUUCCAACCCAAGUUGUCCACCUUUGAGAUGGACAUUAUGGAGGAAAUGGGCAUCAAGGAGGAACGCACGCCCGCCAAGAGCUAUUGGUAUUAAUGUUAUGCCUAUUGUUUAUUAAAGUAAUGUACAAAAAACACA